AUGCGAGCCGUGACGCUGGCCCUGUGCGCUCUGAGCGUGCACGCCUCCUGGACGCGCAAACUACAAAAAAGAGGCGGCGCCGCGCGAGCAUGUCAAGAGGAACCAUCCUUAACGAGCGUCCCGAAGGCUUUUGAUAGAGACGAGUGCGCGCGCAUCCUGGCGUUGUUUGAGGAGGCAAAGGAAGAGGUCGAUAGGCGGGACGCCAUGGGGAUAUCGAGAAGGAACCGCUGGCUCCCGCGCGACAAGUGGGAUUCUGUAAGGUGGGUCGUCGAGCGCAUGCUCAAGCGACUGCCCAGUCUUCCGCAGAUGGACGCGGAGAACUUCCUCGAGCGCCACGUGGAGUUUGUCUUGCUGCACGAGUUCCGGGAAGGGGACUUUUUUGAUUGGCACGUCGACUCGAAGCCCGACGAUGGUAAAAUGAGGACGCAGAAUGUGAACGUGGUGCUGUCCUCAGCGACUGAUUUCGAGGGCGGCGCGCUGCAGGUCGGGUCGGCGAACGCUUCUCUACAACUAGGCGACCUGCACGCGUACCCCGCGGCGUUACCGCACAAGGUCCACGACAUUACGAAAGGAAGGCGCUACACGCUCGUCGUGGCGACGCGCGGUACGAUUGAGGGCUACUGGGCCGCGGCUUUACGGGACUACGAACGACUCGCGCGCGAGUUAGGUGAAGAGCACCCGAAGCUGCACUGGAUCCUGGGCGAGCACCUCGAGAGCAUUGAAAGACCAGAAGAAGCGAGGCGGGCCUUCGCGGCGUCGUACCGGGCAACUCCACAAAAGCCGCAGUACGCGCGGAAAUUCGCGGAUGACGCGGCGGAGAAGCAUGCUGCUGGCGAUUUAAGAGGUGCGGCCGAGGACUUGGGGAUGGCCACGCUCGUCGAGCCGGACGACGCGGAGUACCGCGUGGACCUGGGCGUCGUCCUCUGGCGGCUGGGGGACUUUGUGGGGGCGGAGGAGCAGCUGCGCGCGGCGCUCGAGCGCGGGGCCCCAGAGGCGGCGGUCCGCGCGGGGUUAUCCCUCGUGCUCGCGGACGCGGGCGACGCGCGCGGCGCGGCGGCCGAGCGGGACCGAGCGAUGGCGGCCGGCGCCGACGACGCGGCGGCGGCGUUCGAGGCGCUCGAGGGGCUCCGGGGUGGCGGCGGGACCUAA
This is a messenger RNA of Pelagomonas calceolata, 1149 nucleotides long. NCBI's taxonomy places the organism in Eukaryota, Pelagophyceae, Pelagomonadales, Pelagomonadaceae. The record is from the annotation of a GenBank genome assembly.